ACAGAGAAAUCGAUUGUCUAGGACUCUCAAUCGUUCCCUGCACACACCAAUCCUCUCGACAUACAUCAAUAUCUUUCCAGUAAUAUGGCUUCAAGACGAGCUCUUCACUUUGUUUUCAAAGUUGGUGACAGAACUAAAACUGCGACAUUUUACCGAGAUGUUCUGGGCAUGAAGAUUUUACGCCAUGAGGAAUUUGAGGAAGGUUGCAAAGCGACGUGUAAUGGCCCCUACGAUGGGAAAUGGAGCAAAACAAUGGUUGGAUUCGGUCCAGAGGAUGACCAUUUUGUUGCUGAACUGACAUACAAUUAUGGGGUGGGAGAGUAUCACCUUGGCAAUGACUUCUUGGGGCUCACUCUGCAGUCCAGCAAAGCUGUCAGCAAUGCUAAACGUCUGGGGUGGCCCCUCACUGAGGUAGGGGAGGCUCUGUAUCUGACCCAGGCUCCAGGAGGAUAUCCUUUCUACAUUGUGGACAAAGAUCAGCCGGCCAGUGACCCUGUGCAGACGGUUUGUCUCGGAGUAUCAGACCUCCAGAGAUCAACACACUACUGGACCAAUCUCUUGGGAAUGAAGAUGAUCGAAAAGAACGAGGAAAAGAAAACAGUGCUUAUGGGAUUUGCAGACACUCAAUGUAAACUAGAGCUGAAAGAUACCUCUGGGACUGUAGAUCACGGAUCAGCAUUUGGAAGAAUAGCAUUCUCAUGCCCACGAGAGCAGCUGCCUGACCUUGAAGCCUUGAUGAAAAAGGAAAAUCAGAAAAUUCUCACUCCAUUAGUCAGCCUGGACACUCCUGGAAAAGCCACAGUAGAAGUGGUUAUUUUGGCUGACCCAGAUGCUCAUGAAAUUUGCUUCGUGGGAGAUGAGGCUUUCAGGCAGCUGUCCAUGGUGGACCCCAAAGGAAAUGAAUUGCUUGACAAGGCCAUGGAUGAAGAUAAAAGUAACGAGUGGUUUGCCAAACACAACAAACAGAAGGCUGCUGCAUGAGAUGGGGGUAUAAGAAAAAGUGUUCACCAUCAGUUUUCUCAUCCCUUGAUUUGAUGAUUAGUUCUUGUACAGGAAACCUUCUUAUAAUGACUAUCAACAUUCCUGGGGCUUGCAGUAUGAGAUUUGUUAAUCCCUGGAAGCUUGCAAUGAAGCACUUAAAAGUCACUUUUUUUUAACCUGAUGAAUCUUUUUUCCCAAUAAAUCCUAUAAGACAAAGA
Molecule: messenger RNA, 1199 nt
Organism: Notolabrus celidotus (New Zealand spotty)
Lineage: Eukaryota; Metazoa; Chordata; Actinopteri; Labriformes; Labridae
Gene: glod4
Product: glyoxalase domain containing 4
Exons: 9
Coding region: 85-981 (298 amino acids)
Source: RefSeq, a predicted model, not a curated record